AUGGACAUAUCUGAGUUCUCAGUGGACUGGCUACCUGAGCAUCCACCAAACUUCAUGAAGAGGAUGCGAGAGCCCUCUGAGAAAUCCAAUAAGGCAAAGAAAGUAAAGCUGGGAGAAUCUUCUGGGUCAAGACCUCCAGUCCCUCUGGCUAACUCUCCAAGUAAGUAUAUACCACUUUCUCGCUCUGUAAAACUUCAACCCAUUGCUUCUUCUCUUCCCCAAACAACUCCCAUAUACACCUCAUCUGAAACACCCCCCACAACCACCAGAACAUCUAACCCACCCUCUCUAAAAUUCAACCUUGCUACCACCACACUACCUAUUUCUGAAGCAGAAAUGCUGAAUGAAACUACCUUUCCUUCCUCAUCAUCCUCACCUCAAUCCCCACCAUACUAUGUCCUCUCCUCUGACAAUGAACCCUCCGACCCUCAAUCCCCCACUUUAGCUCAGCUUCUCGCUCGUGCUCUGGCUUCUCAACAACCAUCACAAACUGAACCUGAACCAGAAGUCACUUCUUCACCUCCUGAACAACAAAAUCCACCUCCUGAAUAA
This is a messenger RNA of Lathyrus oleraceus (garden pea), 552 nucleotides long. Its product is annotated as lysine-rich arabinogalactan protein 19-like. The record is from RefSeq and is a predicted model, not a curated record. Lineage: Eukaryota; Viridiplantae; Streptophyta; Magnoliopsida; Fabales; Fabaceae. Bases 1 to 552 code for a protein of 183 amino acids. The transcript has a single exon.